AUGCCAGUCAACAACAUAUCACUCAACACGAGAAUCAAGCCGGCCUGGUCGGUCUUCACGUCUCCCGGCUCUUUAGAGCAACUGUACAACGAGAGGGCAUACCUCAACGCUUCUCUCAGGGGCCAGGGCGAGCGCUCGUUCGAGCUCAUGAGAAGGCUCACCAUCUUGCACGAGCAGAUGGACAGCUUCUUGCCAUCCGACGAGCGUCGAAGGUCUCGAAAGAAAGCCGCCUUGAUCAAGAGCAAGAUCACGGAAGCCGCCGCACAGGAGAAAGCGAUUUCCAUCCGACUCUGUGAUAUCAAUGCGGAGCUCAACAUCCGAGAACGAUGGAUGCAGGUUCAACACGAAAUCUAUGAGCAAAGAUAUUGCUACUGGGCCAUGGAAUCACCCGUGACCGGUUACAUGGCAUCGCCAACGGACCUAGCCUCGGUCAUCUCCACGCCGCUCGAUGCCGCCUCGCCCGUCUUCUUCCCGCCAUGCCCGAACGGCUGA
This is a messenger RNA of Colletotrichum chrysophilum, 492 nucleotides long. RefSeq lists its product as uncharacterized. The record is from RefSeq and is a predicted model, not a curated record. The coding region runs from base 1 to 492 and encodes 163 amino acids. NCBI's taxonomy places the organism in Eukaryota, Fungi, Ascomycota, Sordariomycetes, Glomerellales, Glomerellaceae. The transcript is spliced from 2 exons.